This is a messenger RNA of Fomitiporia mediterranea MF3/22, 1504 nucleotides long. RefSeq lists its product as uncharacterized. Bases 35 to 1504 code for a protein of 489 amino acids. NCBI's taxonomy places the organism in Eukaryota, Fungi, Basidiomycota, Agaricomycetes, Hymenochaetales, Hymenochaetaceae. The record is from RefSeq and is a predicted model, not a curated record. The transcript has 3 exons.
CGGACUAGCACUCUGUGCGGACUCGAAGUCCGAAAUGCUUGUUCGCAACGUCGUCGCUGCGGCUAUUGGUGCAGUUAUGCGCCGCACCGCAUCUGAGAACAAAGGGAAAAACAUGGCCCUGGCGGAUCCAUAUCAAAGAGACUAUGGCACCGCAACACGUUCGGACCGACGACCCUCAUUUUCGGGUUCGCGCUCAGGGGAGCGUCUGCAUAGUGUACCGGAAGACGUCAAUGACAGCCCGAGCGAUUAUGGAGGCGGGCCAUCCGUGUGGAACCACGCGGAAGAAGAUGGUAAUGACGAUCCCAUUGACCCGGAACAAGAAGACUGGGAGGACAUGCAAUAUGACUACAGACGUGCCAUACGAAUAUAUUGCAUUGUUCCUAUAGGCUCUGCCAUAUUCUUCGUGUUUGCUGCUGUCAUACCUGAACUCAUUGCUCGACGCUCACUCCCGUCUGCGCCGACCUUCAUGCGUAUAAUUCUUUCUAUAAUUCUAUCCGCAUCUCUCUGGACUCUCAAUCACGCCCUCCGUAUUCCGCUUUACUCCACCCUGAACAUUCUACUAUCAAAUGUCUUUACCUGGGUUUCGACUACUCUUCGCCUGGAUGCACAGCGAGCUAGGCGGCUUUUCACCGCGGGAUUCGUUACAUCCUUAACUUCUCUUAUUCACGUGUUUCUCAUGACCUUCUUGCAAGAAGCUCUUCGUAUUGCGUCAUUUGCAAUUGUUGACCUUCAUUGGCAUCGAGACUAUCGUUCACGUCCAGCAAACCAUCAACCACGAACACGAGAUGCAGCUUUCCGUGAAGUCUGGUGGCUUGCAUUAGGUUGGGCAUUGGCCGAAGUCUGUGCAGGAGUUAUACAAGGUUAUGAACAGCUUGCACUUUAUGCCGACAUGGACUCAGCAGAGCAGACCAUAGAGUCUACUCCUAACAAUGGCGACGAAGAAGUGACAGGAAACGGUUUAGGCAAGUUGGUCAUUGACGAGGAAGCGGUGGAUCUCGUUAGCCGGAGCAUGCCUUGUGUUGACAUGUCGGAUGACGACGACGUCGAAGCCGUAAAGUCUGUAACACGGAGCGAGAUUGACUUUGCCCUUACGCGACUUGCGAAUAUUCGUGCUCGAGACGAUCUUGAGGAUCUGUAUGGCCAGCCUUACAUCGAAAUUCCAGUUUUCAUCCCCCUCCUCCAGCGCCUGGACUCAAUCCUCCUUUCACUCGGAAUCACGCUUCUCCUCGCCGCAGCUUACCUACCAAAACCGCCGUCCGACUCUACGCUAACGUCUCAUCCGCAUUCACCUUUCCCGUCAAUAACCCAGCCUGCUCUUCACAUCGACCUACUCACUAUCACUCCAACAUAUUUCGUAGUCACAUUUCUUCACGCCAUUCUCGGUGCACUGUACGCUUCGCCCAUCCUCCCGCGAAUUGGUAUUCCCGCUGCCGCUUAUACAAGUUGUAUAGUUGGGUUGGCUCUAACCUUUGCGGGUGUUGGUAUUUGGGCUGGAGUUUGGUGA